Molecule: messenger RNA, 1346 nt
Organism: Zerene cesonia (dogface butterfly)
Lineage: Eukaryota; Metazoa; Arthropoda; Insecta; Lepidoptera; Pieridae
Exons: 7
Coding region: 1-1251 (416 amino acids)
Source: RefSeq, a predicted model, not a curated record
AUGACCAAGAAUUUACUGUGGUUGGCGGUUGCGUCAGUGAUUGCCUUUUCCGCUGCGUUUAAUGUGUACGAUGAUCUUGAUGAUGAAAAUAAUUACGAUCUCGCAGAGACUGGUGAUAGAGAGGGCAAAGUUUAUAAUUAUAUUAGGAUCACUAGGCAGGCUUGCCUAGUAUCACUUUUACAAUCACAAAAUUUCAUUACAGUGUUCCCCUUCAUAAGUAUAGUGCGAUUCGCGAACUCGGACUGUUCUAGCACAAACACAAUGAAUGGCACCUGUCUCGCACGGCGGGAGUGUCACAAUCUGAACGGAACCAUCACCGGAAUUUGCGCAUCUAGGCGAGGCAGAUGCUGCGUAGUAUCCAGAAGUUGCGGAACCAACACGAACGUAAACAACACGUACUUUACCAGUCCGGGGUAUCCCUCUGCUUACGCGGGGGGACAGGCUUGCAACAUCAUAGUUAACCGUUGCAAUACCAACAUAUGCCAGCUCCGCUUGGACUUCCUGGAUCUCGUGCUCGCGCAACCAGAUGGCGACGGCGUAUGCACCACCGACUCUCUAACAAUAACGGGAGGGAACACUGUCGUUCCAGUGCUGUGUGGCGACAACACCGGCCAAACCAUUUUCGUAGACUUCAAUGGUGACGCAGCUAUAACCAUUACUAUAGCUGCAACGUUGUCUACAACUUUCUCGAGGCGAUGGAACAUCAGACUCACACAGCUUGGCUGUGACUGUCCUGGAUUAGCGCCAAACGGUUGUCUCCAGUAUUACACCGGUACUAGUGGUACAAUCAGCAGCUUCAAUUACGGAACUGCAGCCAACUCUGUAUUAAGUGCAUCCUCAGUGACAGGAACAAGACAAUUGGCAAAUAUGAAUUACGGAAUAUGUAUUAGAAUGGAGGCCGGUUUCUGUGGGAUUCAAUACUCUCAGGCAACCGGAGACCAAUUUUCUUUCACUGUAACUGGUGACGUAGAAGGUGCUGAUACAACCGUGCUCGGCACUACCGUUGGAGCAAUCAACGGAGCGACAUGUACCACCGACUUCGUUAUAAUACCAAACCCGGUGGUGGUUUCCACCAAUGUAGCCGUAGGUGCUGACCGUUUCUGUGGACUUGGCUUCACUACGGUGUCGACAACGCUGAAGCCGUUCGUUGUAUACGUGGUAACAAACGCAAACGAAGGAGCUACGGCCACUACACCACCAGAUGUCGCGAACAGAGGAUUUUCGCUAACUUACACCCAAAUUGCAUGCUAGUCGUCAAAAUAAUUACAAAUUAAUAAGUCAUUCGAAAUUUCUUCACGUGACAGAAUCGAAAGAUUUGUUUUAUUUCAAUACGUUAUAUUUUAACA